Molecule: messenger RNA, 2319 nt
Organism: Trematosphaeria pertusa
Lineage: Eukaryota; Fungi; Ascomycota; Dothideomycetes; Pleosporales; Trematosphaeriaceae
Product: glycoside hydrolase family 3 protein
Exons: 2
Coding region: 1-2319 (772 amino acids)
Biological process (GO): arabinan catabolic process; xylan catabolic process
Cellular component (GO): plant-type cell wall
Molecular function (GO): alpha-L-arabinofuranosidase activity; xylan 1,4-beta-xylosidase activity
Source: RefSeq, a predicted model, not a curated record
AUGCUGUCGCUGGCGUGCUGUGCGACCGGCGACAGGUACCCGAAUUGCGCAUCCGGGCCUUUGAGCCAGAACGAUGUGUGCGACAUGGGGCUCGAACCGGCGGAACGUGCGAGAGCUCUUGUCGCAGCAAUGACCAUGGAGGAGAAACUGGUGAACUUGGUCGACCACAGCCUUGGUGCGUCAAGAUUGGGACUUCCAGCGUACGAUUGGUGGAGCGAGGCUCUUCACGGUGUCGCAUACUCCCCAGGUGUCCACUUCGCGGACUCGGGAAAUUUCUCGUCCGCAACUUCGUUUCCGAACCCGAUCACGAUAUCGGCCGCAUUCGAUGAUGCUCUAGUCGAGUCUAUCGGCCUCGCAAUUGGCGCGGAAGCUCGCGCAUUUGGCAAUGCUGGAAGAGCUGGUUUGGACUUCUGGACCCCAAAUAUCAACCCUUUCAAAGAUCCCAGAUGGGGACGCGGUCUCGAAACGCCUGGAGAGGAUCCGCUCAGGGUAUCGAACUAUGUGCGGUCCCUGCUGAGAGGGAUGGAAUGGGCAGGCGAGGACCCCGAGAGCAUCGAUGAAAAACGCCAGGUUAUCGCAACAUGCAAACACUAUGCCGCCUACGACUUGGAGCGGUGGAACGGCGUGGUCCGGUAUGCCUUUGACGCUAUCGUGUCCUUGCAGGAUCUAGUGGAAUACUACUUGCCGCCGUUCAAGCAAUGCGCUAGAGACUCCAACGUUGGGUCAAUCAUGUGCUCGUAUAAUUCGGUCAAUGGCACGCCGGCCUGUGCGAACGAAUACCUAAUGCAGACCGUCCUGCGUGAACACUGGAACUGGACGAAGCAUAACAAUUAUAUUGUUAGCGACUGCAACGCCGUACACAACAUCUACGCCGACCACCAUUGGCUGCAGACGGCCGCGCAAGCCGCCGGAAAAGCGUACACUGCUGGCACGGACAACGUCUGCGAAGCUGGCGGAUGGAGCACUGACGUUGUUGGGGCUUACAACCAGUCUCUGCUUAGUGAAGAAGUUGUUGAUCGAGCGCUUCGUCGGCAGUACGAAGGCCUGAUUCGCGCCGAUUACUUUGCGACCUUCCGAGACGAGGCUGUCGGUUUCCGUUCAUACGGGUGGGAAACGGUGAACACCGACAUGGCGCAUAAACUGGCGGAGACUGCCGCUACAGAUGGCAUGGUUUUGCUGAAGAACGACAGAAUGCUGCCGCUUAGACUCAGCAAGAACCAGACGGUCGCUGUUAUCGGAUUCUGGGCCAAUGAUACCUCAUAUCGUAUGCUGGGCAACUACAACGGCAAGCCACCAUCCUAUCGCACCCCGCUUUGGGCCGCCCAAGAGCUCGGGCUCGACGUCAACUAUGCACCUGCUCCUGUUUCCGAAAAUAGUAACUACAGCACUGUGAUAGAUGCUGCGAAGAAGUCAGACGUCGUGCUAUACUUCGGCGGCAUCGACACAUCCAUUGAAACGGAGGACCGCGACCGGACAACUAUCACAUGGCCAGAUGUUCAGCUUUCACUUCUUCGCGAUCUCGGUGCUCUAGGGAAGAAAAUGAUUGUGGUCCAGCUAGGCACACAAAUCGACAAUGCACCACUACUCUCGAACAAGGGCAUCAACUCAAUUCUCUGGGCUGGAUAUCCCGGCAUGUUUGGCGGAUCUGCAGUGUUGGAUAUCAUCACUGGCAAGAAUCCGCCCGCUGGCCGUCUUCCGAUCACACAGUACCCCGGGAACUACACUGGACAGGUCCCAAUGACAGACAUGUCGCUCCGCCCGAGCACCGAAAAUCCAGGCCGCACAUACAAAUGGUACAGCAAAGCGGUUCAAGAAUUCGGAUUUGGUCUGCACUAUACCAACUUUACCGUGCGAUUCGGCGCUCCGUAUGACUCCAUCGCAACGAAGCGCAAUCCGCCAGUCUUCCAAUCCAACCUCCUCCUCGACGAUUGCGACAAGCCGCACAGGGACCUCUGCGCCUUCCCCUCUUUCCCCAUCGCCGUCAAGAACAACGGCAACGUCACCUCGGACUUCGUCGCUCUUGCAUUUGCAACUACGAAGCAAGGCCCCGCUCCGCAUCCCAUCAAAGAGCUAGCAUCCUACAAGCGCCUCCGCAAUAUCAAGCCUGGAGAGGAGAGGGAAGCGGAGCUUGAGCUUACGUUUGGCGCUUUUGCGAGGGUGAACGAGAGGGGCGAUACAGUGCUGUAUGAUGGCGCGUAUUGUUUGAUACUCGAUGUGCCGGAGCAGCAGAGGCUGUGCUUUGAGAUUUUGGGAGGGGAUACGGUGUUUGAUGUGUGGCCGCAGCCUAAGGCGAAUGGGAAUGCCACGAGAAUCGCUUGA